Messenger RNA from Neocloeon triangulifer, 7567 nucleotides. RefSeq names its product bromodomain adjacent to zinc finger domain protein 2B-like. The coding region runs from base 316 to 6486 and encodes 2056 amino acids. Lineage: Eukaryota; Metazoa; Arthropoda; Insecta; Ephemeroptera; Baetidae. The record is from RefSeq and is a predicted model, not a curated record. The transcript is spliced from 30 exons. Gene Ontology annotation, molecular function: protein binding; DNA binding.
GGGCGAAGGAGAGGUAACAGGGAACGCCAUUCGUUCACUCUCACAACGUUCAUUAGUAACGAGUGCAGGCAGGACCGGAGAAGAACUGUGCGCGGUGUUGAUUUAGUGCCAAAGUGAUCGAAUUUUCAGCUGUCCAGCCCGCGUCCGGGGCCCGAAUCGCGUGCCCACGACUCGUACGAGUGUCCGAGUGGAGUGUGUCAGUGUGUGUGAGUGAGCCGGAAGAGCCGGACGGCGCCGAUCGCAGAUCUCAAAGAUUUGCCCGUGACGCACGGAAAUAAUAUGAGGACCUUGGCGUGAUUUAUUAAGAUCGGCGAGAUGGACAAGGACGGGGGCAAAGAGUCCAGAGGUGGGUCCUCAAAGGACCACCAUUUAUCCAUGUCUCACAUGCCCCCAGGGGCAUCCCCUAAUCUUCUUGACAGCCUAUUUGCCCAUUCUCUUUUCGGUGCUACUCCGCCCGGAGGUUUCGGCGACCACCUGGCGCACCUGCCAGGCGCCUACAGCAUGCUAGGUCGGCCACCUUCAUCAGCGCAAAACUCGGCCUACGGAAUGCCGCCGAGCUCGCAAGCUGGAGCCUACGGAGGUUUGGGCACCCUGAGCGCGGCUGCCAGCCAAGCAGCCUCCCUCGGAAUCAACCCAGCCAGCGCCGCGUGGUGGAACAUGGCGUCCCAGCUGGCCGCUCAGGACUACCUGGCCCGACUGUCUGUUUCAGCCGGCGGACUGCCCUUCGGAGGUCUGACCGGCGAAGGUAUGAUGUCCGGCGGCUUUGAUCUUCUUCAGGCUCAACAAGCUCUUGCAGCUGCUUCGGCGCCGAUCAAGUCCAGUAGCAAACAUUCCUCAAAGCGGAGCAACAGUCACGCCAACUCCUCCGCCAGUCACCGCACCUCGACCUCGACGACAAGUGCAAAGAGCAGCCCUUCUGUCACCACCUCCAGCUCGCUGCCGGCUGGAAUUUCGGCCUCCUCGGCCAGCAUCAUCAGUCCUGCCCCCUCUGAAGGAGCAGGUGAUCCGGCCAGUAUUCUGGGUGGGGUGCGUCUGCCUCCCGACACUGAAAUCAUCAAAUACACCUCGUCCAUCGUGGGUCCUAAAAUCCCCGGCACAACCAACAGAGGCAGAAAGAAGACCAUUUCGCUGGACCCGCCGUCCGUCAGCGUGCUCCCCACCAACAUGAUGCACCCGUCGCAGGCUGCUGGGCCCACCGCGGCCGGCAUCAUGAUGUCCGACCACCACCGCAGGGGAGGCCGCUCUUCCGGCUCAAAAUCAGCACGCCAAUCUAAGGAGAGUGCGGCUCGGGCCAGCUCUCCACUUGACCAAGUAGAGGUCAUCAAGUUACCCGCCUCCUCGCCUGCGGCCACUAAUGGUGGCUCAGGCUCUUAUGCGUCGCACCUGGCCACCCUGAACAUCCCUUCCUUUGGGGGUGGCAACGAAGGCAAUGAAGACGCGCCCCUCAACCUGUCUAUGAAACCAGCACAGAGUGCGCCCUUUACCAACUCCGACCGGCAAACGCGUCGCAAACCAGGCCCCCGACCGCGACGAGUGCUGCAAAAUCCUCCUGGACCCUCUGCCAGUCCGUCCUUGGCACAAUUAUUUGCCAGCAUUGACGGACCCAGACCCAGCAGUUCUGCAUAUAGCUCGGCUAACUCUGGCAACGAAGACUCUGACUCCCAGACUAAGGAUCGCCCACGUAACCUUGGUCGGGGAGUUUCCAAACCAAAGAAGAACACGGUUGCCUCCCUUUUAGCACAGAGUCGAGCUCUGGGAAUCAAGCCAACAGUGGCUUCUCUUAGCCGCCACCAAGUGUCUCUCCUCAAACCACCCUCCAUGCAGAAGCACUCGGAUAGAGAAAAGUCAGGUGCUCUGAGCGAUGAUGAUAGCUCGGUGCCAGACGUUAGUAGUAGUGAGAGUGACGAUGCUUCUGGAAUGCUGGCCAGUGACUCUGAUAGUGCAGAUGAGGACAGCAGGAGGGGUCGGAAGAGGGAAGGGACUGAUGUGGAAGAUGGCUCAGGCUCAGCCAAACGGCAUAGAAGCAGUGUGUCUAUGGAGAGGGAUCUGCGGAUUCCUCUUGUGCGUGGAUGGAAGAGAGAGACUUUGAUUUGUGGUGUAGGAAAGUCAGGUUCUGUGAAGGGAGAGGUGUCGUACAUGUCACCCUGUGGCCAGCGGUUCAAGAACUGCACCGACAUUCUUAAAUUCCUUGACGCACAAGGCAUCACAGAUUUAAACAAAGACAAUUUCAACUUCAGCUCAAAGCUGGUACUGGGUGAUUUCUUGCAGCCUUUGAUGGCGGGCGCAACGUUGCCUGAAGACUGUGUUAGACUUACUGAGGAGGAAGUAGUGAUGCGGGUUGAACAGCUGCGUCUGCUCAAAGCUGCAUCCACUAGCAAGCCGAAACAAAAUAGGAGAAUGAGGGAAGACGAAUACUUUAGACGGCAAAUAGAGGCUCAGCAUUUAGCAAGACUUGCACAAGAACAUAAAAUGGCACAACAAAUGGAAAAGGAAAAGAGCCACAUGGCUGCCAGGGAAGCCAAGCGCAUUGCUAAGGAGGAAGCGCAAAAAAUCAAAGAACAGUUGAGGAUGAUGAAGGAGCACGAGAAAUACGAAAGACAGGAGGCACUGAAGAGAGAACGGGAAUACAAGGCGCAGCAAAUGCUUGAGGCGCGACGGAAACGUCACCAAGAACUGGAAGACCAGAGACAGGAAGAGCAGCAGCGCAAAGCAAAGGAACGGGAGCUUAAGAGACAGCAGGCUGUUUUGUUGAAGGAGCAAGCUGUGCAACUGUACAUGCAGGAGCUCACUAAGCAAAGGGAGAUGCUCUACUCUGUCGAAAUGGAACGAGAACGGAGACGCCAACACAUGAUGCUGAUGAAGUCCUUGGAGGCCAGGCGGCGACAUGAAGAUCGGGAGAAGAGGCGCCUCGAGCAAAAGGCGGAGAAGCAAGCCAGCAGGGAGCGCAGGGAAGAACAGAGGCGCGCAGAGCUUGACCUCCUUCGAGAGCUACGAAAGCCCGUGGAAGACAUGACCUUGUUUGCUACACCAGAACACAAGGAUCUCCCUGCUUUAAGCCGCAUCACUGGUCUGAAACUGGCUGGAGAAGCUUUCGCAGACACACUCAUGGUGUUUGAGUUCUUGCACAAUUUUGGGGAAACCCUUGGUUUUGACAUGGAAAGCCUGCCCAGUUUGAACAGUCUCCAAAUGGCUCUUUUGAACGACGAAGAAGCUGAGGAAGAGCUGCUCUCUGUGAUGACUCACUUGUUAGUCUGUGCAAUAGAGGAUCCAGGAAUACCAAAUCCUGCCAGGCACACUACUCUUUUGGGCCAGUCUCUGAGACAAGCAGACAUAACCCAUACCAACUUGUCAGAAAUUCUACGAAUCUACCUCUACGCAAACGCAACUGGAGAAGUGAAAGCUCUCCAUGGUGUAACUUUUGAAAGGGAAAGAGAAAAGAAGGAACCAAACCGCAACCAGGCAUUUUUGGAAAAGAUGAAAGAAAACCCGACAUGUAUUAUGUCCGAGUGGCUGCGCACAACACCAUUCCUAGCACUCAGUCCCACACGCAAAGCAGCCAUACUUGCAUUUAUUUGCAAUGAACUCUUGCAAAACAAGGCUGUGUGUCGGCAGAUUGACUCGUCCAUAGAAAAUGUUGCCCAGCUCAGAAAGGACAGAUGGGCCAUCGAUGGCAGAAUGAGAAAGCUCAGAAUUUUGCACAGUCGUAAGUCUCGGAUGGAGCAGAUUGCCGCAGUUACAAAACAACAUGAAAACUCUCUGAUGACACCUGAAAAAGAAGGCAUGGAUGGGGGUGAAAGCAAAGAUGGGUCCAAAGAUUUGGAUAAAAGUGAUUUGGAAAAGAAGACGGACAUUGAUGACGACGAUGAUGAUGAAAGCGGCAACGAAAGCGAGGGAACGACAGCUGAAGUUGAAGUUCCAGAAGAGGAUGAGGACAAGAAAAUGACUGCUGAGGAGCUGCAAAAGAAGCUGGAAAAGGUUUCAAAGCAGAGUGAGCAGUGGAUGCAAGAUCUUAGCAGCGCGGCCCAGCAGUUGCGAGCCAUUUGCUUUGGGCAAGAUCGAUACUGGCGUCGUUAUUGGUCACUUCCUCGAGCUGGUGGUAUUUAUGUUGAAGCCAGUGAAUCAGCCGAGCCAAACAUGUUCAGCACCAUCGGAGAAGCUGAAGAGGAGGAGGAAGAAGAGCCAGAACCAGUAAGCUCUGACAAGCCUGCUGAGGAGCAAGAAGAGGCUGAGGGAGUAAAAGGCAAGGUGACAGACGAGUCUGAAAAGCAGGAGCCAAUUCACAUCAAUGGCGUCAAAGAGGAGACUAAAGACAUCGAAAUGAAAGAGGAACGAAUUGUUGACAAGUUGGAAGAGGCUGAUAUGAGUGUUUCGAUUGCCUCUUUGGAAGCAACACCCAAGAAGGAGGAACCGGAAGAGAUCGACGAUGACGACCUUGACAAUGAGGAGAAAUUCAACCCAUUGAAUCACUUGAUGAGGUGGGGUUCUCCAGGCCUGUAUAACGGAACCAAAGAUCUCAAUGGCAGUUUCAAUCUGAAACUAGACACCAGUGCAAGUUCUGCCUUCAGCGGCACAGCGUCUCCUAGCAACCAUUUGCAGGACAAGCAGUGGUUCAGCAUCAUUCCAAAGGAGGCUUGCGACGAGGACACCCUGACAAAGCCUCCCUGCCGCAAUGCAGGUGCUGGGGUUCCUCUGAACAAGGGUGGGGUUGAAAUCCGCAUUCCGUGGUUCCCUCGUCCGCAGGCAUGUGCCUCGCCCCUUCCAGCCGCCUCACCAGCACCAUCGAGCAGACCCAGUCUAUGUGACUCUCCACCACCAUUCUCUUCUGAGGAAACAGCAAUGCACAUAGAGCAACUCCGUCGACUUGAAAAAACAGUUGAAGCCGUUCCAAGGCGAAUUCCAUUAGAUAAACGACGUGGUUGGUGGCGCAUAUCUGAAUCUGAGCAGAUGCAGUCACUCAUUAGCUGUUGCCACCACAGAGGAGUCCGAGAGCGAGAGCUUAAGCGGACUGUAAGCAGAUACAUGGAGUAUGUUGCUGAAUCUGGCAGUAAACUAUGCGCUCCUGGAGACACAGCUUCCACUGAUCUCAGCACAAAUGAUGAUGAACCACAGCCUAAGCGCGCUCCUGCCCAAGACGAACCAGAUGCCUGGAGCGAAAAAGUGGCGCUCAGGGUUGACAUGCUCAUGCUGGAACAGGUAGAAGCCCUUGAAGACCGCGUCGCUAAUGCCAGCAUGCAAAUCAAAGGCUGGAAGGUGCCUCCGAGGGUGUCCACCGACAGCAGCGUCUCCUUCCGAGCAUCAUGCUUGCCUCCAGAGGAUGAGGAUGAUGAGCGGCAAGAUCCAGUUUUGAUCGCAAAGGAGCGGCUGGCUGACCUCGAAGCCGCCAUAGAGAGACGUUAUCUGAAGCCACCCCUGGGCACUAGUUCUGAGCUGUCGCUGACCAAUAUGCAAACGCCUGAUAGCAAAUCAGCACCCAGUCCCUCUUCACCCUCUGGUGAACCAGACACUCUUCCCAAGGGUCUGAUAACCUGGAGGGAUGCCAUCGUAAAAGCGAAGACAGCUGCACAGCUUGCUAUGGCCUUCUACAUGCUGGAGGCUUCAAUCGCCUGGGACAAGAGUAUCAUGAAAGCAGUGAGUGCCUCGUCUGCUAUUCUGAGUAACUGCCAGUUCUGUAGCUCUGGAGACAACGAAGACAAACUGCUUUUGUGUGAUGGGUGUGAUAAAGGCUACCACAUGUACUGCUUCAAGCCGAAGAUUGAAAACGUUCCGGAUGGAGACUGGUACUGUUUUGAAUGCCGCAACAAGGCGACUGGAGAGAGGAACUGCAUUGUAUGCGGGAAGCGCGGCGUCGGCAAAACCUUUGCUCUGUGUGACUCGUGUCCAAGGGCCUACCACUUGGAAUGCCUAAUACCCCCUGUUGCUAAAAUGCCUCGAGGAAAAUGGUUCUGCCCCAACUGCAACUCAAAGAAUCCGAAAAAGCGUGGACGCCGACCUAAAAUGAGUGAGUCCGAGGGCACCUCGGUAGUCGGAGGCGACUCUGAGGGCGCUUCCACUGUUACUCCUACCACUACCUCCACUACCGCCACCUCCUUGAGCCCUCCCUCGUCUGCCUCCGCCAAUUCCGCCUCCACUCCAGCUAAGAAGGAUCGCAACAAAAAAUUAGCCCGCGAGCUUUCGUCGUGCAAGAACUUGCUGGACGAGCUGGAGGCGCACGAUGAGGCAUGGCCCUUCCUCUUGCCGGUGAACACAAAACAGUUCCCAACGUACCGUAAAAUAAUCCGAUCACCCAUGGAUCUCAGCACAAUUAGAAAACGACUCACAGAAGGAGUAUACAAGGGGCGAGAAGAAUUCUGCGCCGACGUCCGAGUGAUCUUCAAUAACUGUGAGACGUUCAACGAAGACGAUUCGCCAGUGGGCAAAGCUGGACACAGCAUGCGCUCGUUCUUUGAGGCUCGCUGGAAUGAAUUAUGCGCUGGCAACCUACUCUGAGGAAAGCGACCCCGAGUGUCAAGUGAUGACUCGGGGCAGUGAUAAAGGAGCACUUGUUGAGAACCGAUCGGUCUUGCCUUUUGCCACACAGAGUGCUCUCGUUUUUAAACUGCUUCUUGUUACUUUCCCCUGCUGCCGCUCCUGGUACAUUAUUGCAUUAAUAGUAUUUUGAACUCGUAAAAAGUGUUUUUGCACUUCAUUUCCGUAAAUUCCACCCGUACUUGUUUUCGCAUCAUGGACAGAAUAAUGUUAAAAAUAAUUAAAAUAGUGUUGUACUAUGGCUGUAAUCUGAAUUCUUAGAUGGACAGUGUGGGGAAAGUGAAAACUUUUGUUUAAUCGGAAGGAAACAGUGGAAAGAGUGCACUGUCAAAAGUAUUUUUCAAAAGGAGAAAAUUGGCAGCUCUGCACUUUUAGAGUGAAUAUAAAACGCGCAAUGUCUCGAUGAAAAGCAAAAUCAAGUGCGUUAUUAACAUAAAAACAAAUUCCCUGUUGGUUAAUCAAAACUUGAUAAUUUAGACGCACAUUAUUUUGCUCCUCGACUUCGUUGCUGCGCUUGAUUGUAAAAUAAAUAAACUUGGGAGGUCCAGUUGCCAGACAAAUUUUGCUUUCAUUUAAAUAAAAGCAUGGAAAUUCUCUCUUUCAAGUGUGACAGCAGAUGUGUGAUAGGAAUUUAUGAACAAUAUAAUGUACAUGAACAGAUUAACUUUUGAGGCGCCGAGCAAUCUGCGCUUUAUUCUCUCUACAUGUCUUUUACACCUUCAGUGGGCGAGUGUAUUUUUGUAUUUUUUCUUGUCCUCUAUUGUGUUUUAAUAGACACGCCUGUAUUAGACACAAGUUCUUAAUUAAUAUCAUUUUAAUAACUCUGCGCGCAAGAGUGACGUAAGUGCAGUUUUUAUAUAUUUGAGCCUUUAGUCAUUCUUCAAUUUUUUGGUGGGAACGAUCGUAUGUGGAAUUAUGCAAUUGCGAGGAUUAUUUGUAAUUUAUUACUAUUAUUUUUUUAAAGGAUUUAUGUGCACCAUUAAAUAAAGAAAAAUAAUUGUAGUUGAUGAUUAUUUAUUAAACUAGAACAAAAUUUACCACA